CCUAGAUGUCGCUCUCUCUUGGAAGGUUAUCAGUGGCUCUCAUCUCGCUUCUUCAAUUCGCGAGCGCAGCGGACCAUAGCGUGUUGGAUGCGCAACAUUGGAACAAACUCAAGACCGGGACACCUUUAGCAUGGCCAGCGUUGCGUUUCCACUUCAGUACCAAGCAAGACACGAUGAAAGUUUACGGGAUGACUACUUUCGAUGCGUACGCCAACCCAAUAGUCCUGGAUAAUAACAAGAACGUACUCUACGAUGUCUACGCCACCGUCACGAACUCCAAGGGCGUGCAUAAUUACACGCUCGUGAAUGGCGUCGCGUACUCAGAGACUACUCCGUUCACGACCGGCAGCUCGUCAAGUGCCCCCACCCCGUUAGUUUCCUGCGUGGACGCCGAGUUUGACAAGCUUCCAGCAGUCAACUCGGUUGUUGCGGCUGCUAAUGAAGCGAAGCCUGGAAAUAGCAGCACCGGUACUGCGUGUACGACAGGGAGUUCCUACACUACUGCGAUGAAAGGAAUCGACUACACGGUGUGUGUUUCAGGCACUACGGGCUUCACGUUCCAAGGCCGCGAUAUGGACGUCUCGGUCGAGUAUUUGGAGAAUCAUAUCGACAUUCAACCUCCGACGAUGAACUCUACGGAGAAAUGCAAUUCCCAGGCUUCGUCCACGUCCACGACACCGCUUGGCCACGCCCUACUCACAGGAGCGCCACUACCCAAAGACACAAAGAGAAAGUUGAAAGCUGCGUUCAAUUUUGGCCUCUCAUUGGAUAAAAUGUCGAAGUGUUCCUGCCAAUCAACACCGCGUCCGUGCAUUUUCAUCCACCGGAAAUGCCCGAAAACCAAGACGAGUUCCCCAAAUACUGGGGCAACUUAACAGCCCACACUCCGUGUUGCUCUUCGCUAAAGUACGCGAGACUGGAUACGAUCCAUAACGCCUGGACAGACGCAACUCUGCAAGAAAAAGUGUGCGCCCGAGCUCUCGCCGUCAGCGAGUCGAGCACAAAAACUACCGUCGCCGACACAAUUAUUGUCACACACUCAAUGGGUAACCUCAUGUUCGCUGGCGCUCUUGCUAAUGGACGAUGCCAACUCGACUCCAGCUCGACGUGGGUGGGUCUGGCAGGGCCGAUGAAGGGCAGUAUGGCUUCCGAUUUCGUCCAAGACUCGUGUUCAGGAAAGACGAACGUUGUCCUCGAGAAAUUUGGACAAGUAACGGGCAAAUGUCCCCCUCAACCGUCGAUAAAGUCUUUGGCGUAUGAAGGUGGGAGCUACAGCUCUAAGAAGCUGGAUGCUGCGUACAAGGCAGCACAGAGGGCGUACAGAGAGAAUGUAUACGCGCUUAGUUGCGGAGAAGGUUUCUCCGGAUUGUUGUCAAGUUAUCAAGCGAAAUUUUGGUUGCUAGGCAACGUGGUGCCUCAUAAGUCCGAGAAGAACGAUGGCAUGGUUGAGUUCCAGAGCUGCGCCGUCGGGUUUCCCGAAUCAAAGUUUGGCAACACAUAUCGCGACCGUUUCUACAGGAACAAGCUCAACCAUUUCGACAUGCAGUUCCUUGCUGGCGACUCGACGUUGAAUAAGGCCAAGAUGCCAGUCAAGUGGUUUGAAUGUCUGUUGUAA
Molecule: messenger RNA, 1615 nt
Organism: Phytophthora infestans T30-4
Lineage: Eukaryota; Oomycota; Peronosporomycetes; Peronosporales; Peronosporaceae
Exons: 1
Coding region: 830-1615 (261 amino acids)
Source: RefSeq, a predicted model, not a curated record